Messenger RNA from Linum trigynum, 9065 nucleotides. The record is from the annotation of a GenBank genome assembly. NCBI's taxonomy places the organism in Eukaryota, Viridiplantae, Streptophyta, Magnoliopsida, Malpighiales, Linaceae.
GUGGUACAAGCUAAUUUUUUUAUGGGUAAACACCAUCAAAUCGAGAAGACUAUUCCAUACCCGUUCCACCACUCCUAUAAAGCGGGUAUGAGUCGCCUUAAAACAUGUCAAACAGGUCGAUUAAAAAUAGGUCAAGUGACUCACUGUUAUCUACCAUGUAUGAAGCACCAUGAUAAAUUCAUGACACCAAAAACUUUAGUUUCCCAAAUUGGACCGAAGAGAAUUAUCAAGGAAAAUUAUGCAAAUGAAAUUAAAGGCCCUUUGAUUCAGUCUCAAUCAAGUUGAGACACUUUUUACGUUCAUAUGCAUGUUGUCCUCUAGCCCUUGCAUUAUACACAUGAACACUAUUAUGUCGCAUCAUUAAUCUUCCGUAAAACGCGUAAAUAUCUUUAUUAUACCAAAUCAACUAAUUAAAGAGAUUCGUCGAAUGUGAUUAAGAUGCCUUGGAUUAGUACUAAUUAAAAAAUACCCUUCAUGCAAUUAUAUGUGACUAUGUUGAUGACCCUUAUCAAGUGAACACCUUUCCCACACUUGUAUAAUCAAGCCCUAUAGUUUAUGUAUUAGUGGGCGUAAUUAAUGACCACCCAUUGCCAUUUGCAAGUUGUUUAAGCUAAUUAAGCGGUCAAUUAAGAAUUCUCCUACAUAAGUUGUCCGUUUGUGUGUUAACUAACUAAUAAGGGAGGACUUGUCCAAGAUCUUCCCUACCACGUUGUAUGGACACUUCCCAAUGGCUGCACAUUAGGGUUUGGUUAGACAGAGACAAACAACUUAUCCUUCUUUAUUCGACUAAUGGCUUAGGUCCUAAUGGGGUAGGUGCUAAUGAACAAAGCUUGAUGAUGAUGAUAACUGAAACCCUAAUUAGUGGUUUGAGCUUUGAUGAUAGUUAACUAAUGUCAGGGGGAUAAUUAGUUGAAUUGAUUACUCCUUAGCCAAAGAACCCUUUUGACUAAUUGGAUGCAUGCAUGAGUAGCAUUUAAGUUUGCUGAGGAUCAAAACUAGAGCUUAAAAGAUAAUGAAGGUGGGUUAGUCUAGCUAGCCAUGUUACUUGUUAACCUUCACCCUCAUUUUACUCAAAGAUUGGUGGCAUCUUUUCAAUCACCCACAAUGCGGUAAUCGAGGUGGUCGAUCCACUGAGCUUAUAUGAGGAAAGAUCGAUUCGAGGUUUGAAUUAUGUGACUAUAGCUAGUUUCCAUGUGAAGUUUUCUCGAAGGAACAUGCGUAGACGAACACAAAUGAUAUUGCAACCUUGACCAGAUGGAUUUCUCGUUCAUUCAUGUAGAUUAUGGUUUUCUUUAACUCUUGCUAUAACACCUUUCCUUAUAGGAAUCAGAUUGAGUGAUUGAGUAACCCAAAAAUGUUGCAAUAUUAACCAAAUAGGUUUAAUCGUUUGUUUCAUAAAUGAUUUCUUUCUUGUCGUAGCAUAACCCGUCACGGGAAAUAAAAUAACCUCUAAUUUGGUCAAAUGUAAUCGAUAUGAAACCGUUUCACAAACGCAACCAAACUUCAUUUUCUGUCUCGAUUCUUUUCAAAUUUGAUUUGAUGGAAGGAGGGUGAUUGGUUUGGUCUCCACGCAAACCAAUGGGACUAGUAUUUGGGGAGCUUCCAACAGCCUUCCACUUGGCCAAUGUGGUCCUUCAACUGACAAUGAAAAGGAGAGAAAAAAAAGCCCAUCAGAUAUUCUUCGACCCAAUAAAAAUCUAAACAGUUAGAUUCCCUUCUCCACAUGGUGCGGAAGCCCACAACUUUUUGUUUAGACUUUAGAAUUGGCAGCACAGAGCAGACCAAUAAAUGAUGCUGCUGGGAUGGUCAAGGCUCAAGACCGUUUACCCAAACUCCAAACUUUGAGGAGGCCAAGUUUGAAUUUUUGACCAUAAGAUAGACUGAUAGGUUGGUUGCUAACUUGUGAUGGUUAACACUAAUUUUGAGUAUGAUAGGUUGACACAAAUGUAGAAUAGGAACUAAUAUUACAAAAGACUGAUUUGUAUUUGAAAAAAAUGACCAGAUGCAUAUUGGAAAUUACACAUAAAUGUACAUCCCUGAUAGGAGAAUUAUCGACAAUCACAAACUAUUGUGUUCUAUCCUAAACGAUUACAAUCAGUACUUCUCAUUACCAAUAGUAUCUGAAUUCAUUAGCCUUAUAUGAAGCUCUCCACACGCACUUGGUCGGCACAGAAAGAUGACCUGUCAUGAAAUAGUAGCAAGCAGUAGCAGUGAUCACGAAGCAAUAAAACCAUAUUCUUCGCUAAUUUGAGUUUAUGCAGAGAAUAUAUGUAAGUAUCAGCAUCACCGGUUUCGACCAAUAUCGGGAUUCGGGAGGCAAGAUCGAUAUCAAAAUCGUCGAAUUUCGUAUAAUAAAUAAGAAAUAAUGACGAGUGGCUCAAAUUCGAGCAUCUUUGUUCGAUUUCUUCGAAAGCGAAAGAAUCAAUGGACAAGUGAGAAUGACCCCUUGAAGAUCCACACUCUAAUGCGCAAGUUAAUAUAACACAAGAGAAGAAUGUAUGUAAAGCGUAUAGAAAUUUACAGUGAGAAACAAGUUUAGAUAGAGACAUGUACAGUGAAUGUGGGAAGGGAAGAAGGGGAUCCCUAUCUUGGAAGGUUUGAGGAUCGUAGAGUGAGAAGCCCUAGAGUGUUCUUGGGUCCUAGCUGAGGUGCUUCGCAAUGGUUGGGCGUCUAGGCCUUUGUGAGAGCAUCUACAACGACUUUCAUGCACCAUUUUAUUUGGUGAGGUGGCAUUGUUUCAUCCUAUUUCAUGGAUGUGAGAAUGCAUUUCAACAAUGAAAUAGCUAAGAGCAUCUGUAUCCCUUGUCUUCUCCCUAUUUCAUAGUGACAUGACAUCUUUCAUUGGCUAUUUCAUGGUUGGAGGAACCCAUGUCAGACAAGGGAUAUUUCAUCUACGGGUCGUUUGUUUUAUGGUUUGGAAAAAUGAAGGUUUUGGUAAACCUUGGGUUUUGUAAAUCAUGGAUGUUUGAGGGUUUUGGGUUCAUUAUGGACUUCAAAAAUACCAUUGUUUGUGUUGGGGGUAUUACUCAGCCAUUAGGAGUUUGGGCCCCCAGACAAGUGACUUGGGGGGCAAAGCCCAAAAGAGGGUCCUGGGAAAUGCCAAAAGGCCCAAAUAAGAGGAGGGGCGCAUGAAGACAAAACGCUAAAGGCCAAAGGAGUCCCGGCUGUCGGGUGGUCCAUCACCUGGGGGCGCCUGUCACGCCGCAGAAGCCUGACAAGGUGGUUGGGGUGUCUGACAAAAAGUGUACAAAGCAUUAAAUGGGCACAAUGACGUGGAGGAGAUCAACCUCGAGUUCGGUGAGUAUAAAUAGGGGCAGUUGGUAGCAUUUACACAGGUUGGACUCUCUCUCACUAAAAUACCACUUGAGGACUUUACUCUCCCACUAAGACUAACUUGGGCGUCGGAGGAUUAACGGGCCGAGGCGCCCUCCUCUUUGUGUGUGUAGGUCAACGUUCGUCGGAGGAAGACGUCCAGAUAGUGAGGGGAGUUUCGUGGCUCAAACAAUUGGCGCGCCAGGUAGGGGAAUAUAACCUGAAAUCAUGAGUGAGGAGAUGGAGGUGAGUGACGGAAGGGAAAGGGAAGAGAUCACAGAGGACCAGUCAGAACGACUAAGGGGGCUGACGCCUGAGAUGGAUGAAAGGGAGGAGAGCGAUAGCAUGUUUCGAGGGUCGGAAGGCGCCUCGAUGACAAAGAGAGAGCUGUACAGGAUCAUUGAGGACCAAGAUGGAGCAAUCGAGGCGCUCCGGAAGGAGGUCGAUGCCCUAAAGAGAGGUGGAGGAAUGACACCCAGUCCGACGAAGAAAAGAGAAAGGGUGGCGGAAACGGAAAGUGAGUCGGGUUAUCAGAGGCGCCCCAGUGUGUGGCGCCCCCGCGAGUACGGAGGGUUAGGGACAGGAGGAUGGAGUGGAGGAAUUUUGGGGCGCCUGUCUCGCCACGGACCCGUGAGGCAACCGUUGGCGCGCAACAUAUUAGCGGAGCCAGCAGGGACCAACAUCCCCCCGCUCCCCACCUAUGAUGGGGUCACCGAUCCGGAAGACCACCUCAACGGUUAUUUCACGAAGAUGCAGCUCUACAACAGCACGGGCGCCACUCUGUGCAAGGUGUUCCCGUCAACCUUCUCGGGCGUGGUGCUUGAUUGGUAUUACCAAAUCGAAGAAGGGCGCAUUGAGUGCUUUGAGCAAUUCGCGGAGAUGUUCCUCGCGAAGUUCGCCAGCAGGAAGCGGCGCACCCUAACCAUAGGCGCCCUGUUCAAGAUUAAGCAAAAAGAGGGAGAGGCGCUGAGGGAGUUUUAUGAGAGGUGGUUAUCUGUGGCUCUGGCAGCGAAGGACGUACAGCCAUCAGUGUUGGGGGUGUGUUUGAACGAGUGCACCACCAGCGAGGAGUUGUGCAGAUCGCUAGCAAAGAGAGACGUGGUAUGCACUGAAGACUUGGACCACCGGGUACAAAAGGUGAUCAUUCUCGAAGAGACGCUGGCGGCCAGGAGAGCCGACCGGCGAAAGGCGAAAGGAGAAGAGACGGAGCCGGCGAGGAGGCCACACUUUGCAAGCGGUCCGGGGUAUGCGCCCGCGAACCCCCCUCCUCCCAGGCGAAUGGAGGCCGGGCGUCCGACAUCUAGGGGGCCCUUUGCCGAAUAUACAGACACUCUGAAAAAUAUACUCCAGCAUGUCAAGGAGAAGGGGUACCAUAUCAGAUGGCCGGGCCCCAUGAGAGGGCAGCCCAAUGAGCGGAAUCUGGAUCGAUAUUGUGACUUCCACCGAGAGGUGGGGCACCACACGGCCGACUGCUACCAAUUGAAGACCGAGUUGCAAGGCUUGGCUGACAGGGGGAUGCUCAAUGAUUUCGUCAAAAAGCCUGAAGAAAGAGUGCACCGGGCCUGUGUGGCUGGCGCAGAAAGAACAGUAGAAAGGCUGCCACCACCGCCAUACGACCUCGACCAAGAAAACGCGCCCGAACGGGUGCGCCUGACUAUUGAGGCUAUUUCGGGAACUGUGGACUUGAGAGAGAAGAUAGAGGCGAAUCGUCGCUUGAGGGCAGCGUCGGCGGAAGCCCAGGAGGCGAUAGACAUCAGUUUCAAUAGAGCGCCCGAAGAAGCAUGCAUGCUCCCAUCCAUGGACGCCCUGGAGAUACAAGGUGUGGUGGCAGGGUGUCAGGUCAGGAGAAUGCUCGUUGAUACAGGGAGUUCAAUGGACGUGCUAUUUAAGGACACAGUGGUCCGCAUGCAACUAUCACCAGAACUGAUCAGGCCCUCGGAGUCGGUGUUAGUUGGCUUUUCAGGGGCGCCCGCCAAGGUAAUAGGGCGUGUGCGCCUACCAGUUACCUUGGGGGAUGGGGAGCAGAGGAUGACACGUGCCAUCGAUUUUGGAAUAGUGGACUGCCCGUCGCCAUACAACGCGAUUCUGGGAAGGCCCCUCCUGGCCUUGUUCAACGGCGUGGCCUCCACUUGCCAUCAGAUGUUGAAGUUCAUUGCGCCACAAGGAGUAGGCGUGGCGCGGGGAAGGGGCGCUCCGCGCUAUGCGAAAGAAACAGGACGAAAGCGGAAGGGCAACGAAUCAGUCAACUUGGUGGACAUCUCGGCGGAAGAGGCGCCCCGAGCUGAAGCGGCCGACAAAGAAUGUAUGGUGGCACUAGAUUUGGAACGCCCGGAAAGACAAGUGAGGAUAUCAGCGGAGGCGCCUGAUGAAGUGAAAGAACGAAUCAUCGCCCUUCUGAGGGAGUUCGCGGAGCUCUUCGCCUGGAGCGCCUUGGAAAUGCCGGGCGUCGCCCCUGAGACGGCCGUACACCGACUGGCGGUAGAAGAAGGAAAGCGCCCCGUGCAGCAAAAGCGGAGAAAUUUGUCGGCGGAAAAGGAGGCGGCCCUCAGGACCGAAGUAGAUAAGCUCAUGGGCGCCAACUUGGUUAAAGAAACAUUCUAUGUCACCUGGCGGUCGAACGUGGUCUUCGUGCCAAAGCCGUCGGGAGAUUGGAGAAUGUGUGUGGAUUACACAAACCUGAACAGAGCGUGCCCGACAGAUGCCUAUCCGAUGCCCCGUAUAGACUUACUAGUAGACGCCACGGCAUAUCAUGAGAUGUUGAGUUUUGUGGACAUGUUCUCAGGGUAUCACCAGAUUCCCAUGGCAGAGGAAGACCGACCCAAGACAGCUUUCAUGACGCCUUUCGGAAACUUUUGCUACCGGGUCAUGGCAUUCGGCCUCAAAAAUGCGGGCGCCACUUAUCAGAGGAUGGUCAACAAUGUCUUCCGUAAGCAAAUCGGCCGAAACGUAGAAGCCUACGUGGACGACUUGAUAGUCAAGAGCCGGAGACGCGAGGACCAUCUGGAAGACUUGCGGGAAACAUUUCAAGCUAUGCGGGCGCACAAUCUCCGCCUCAAUCCAUUAAAAUGCGUGUUUGGUGCUGAGGCGGGCAAAUUCCUGGGAUUCAUGAUUACCAAACGGGGCAUCGAGGCCAAUCCGAAGCAGGUGGACGCCGUUCUCCAGUUGGCACCACCAAAGGCGCCCAAGGAGGUACAAGCUCUGGCGGGAAGAUUGGCGGCCCUGGGGCGUUUUAUCCCCCGGUCUGCAGACAAGGCAGCCCCAUUCUUCCGGACGCUCAAAAAGGGAACACGCUUCCAAUGGACGGCGGAAUGUGACACAGCGUUUGAAGAACUAAAGCGGCUCCUGGCCGCCCCGACGGUUAUGACGGCGCCCAAGAUGGGAGAGACUUUGUACCUUUAUAUCGCUGUGUCAGACGUAUCGGUAAGCGCAGUGCUUGUCUCAAGGGAAGCCAACUCCGGCGAGGAAAAGCCGGUGUACUAUGUAAGUCGGACCAUGGUGGCCCAUGAACGACGAUACGCACCCAUUGAGAAGGCGGCGCUGGCAGUUGUGAUGGCGGCGACCAAACUAAGGCCAUACUUUCAGGCGCACACCAUCAUGAUACUCACCAAUCUGCCGUUGAAAUCUACGCUGGGAUCAAUGGACGUGGCUGGGCGCCUGGUUAAGUGGGCGGUGCAACUGAGCGAGUUUGACAUCAAAUAUGCGCCCCGACCGGCGAUAAAAGCACAAGUCUUGGCCGACUUCAUCGCGGAAGGAGUAGCAGAGUCCGAAGAGAGCGCGACCGAAUGUUGGCAAGUGCAGGUUGAUGGAGCCGCCAGUCGUACGGGCGCAGGGGCGGGAAUUGUGAUGAUCAGUCCAGGCGGUGCAAUGCACGAAGUCGCGUUGCGAUUCGCAAAGCUGAAAACGAACAAUGCUGCCGAAUAUGAAGCAGUGAUUGCUGGCAUGAGCAUGGUCAAAGAAUUGGGCGCCCGCAAGGUACAGAUCAAAUCCGACUCGGCCCUGGUGAUCAAUCAGCUUAAUGGGGUCUUUGAGGUUAAGGAGGAAGCACUAGAAGGGUACGUGCGAAGGGUGCGAGAGUUGGGGGCUUGGUUUGGAGAAAUAUCCUUCAUACAUGUCCCACGUGAAGAAAAUGCCCAUGCCGACGCCUUAUCCAAACUGGCAACGGCAAUAGACUUCGAGGAAGAGAGGAAGGUCAUUGUCACCUCUGAAGCGCCUUGUGAACACCUGGUCGCCACCAUUUCCGGCGGAGGCGCCAAUUCCGGAUGGAUGGCACCCAUCGUCUCGUUUCUAGCCCAUGGAGCGGUGCCCGACGAUCAGAAGGAAGCCUGGCGCCUACGCCGCAAAGCGGCCAGAUGCUCCAUAAUCGAAGGACAGCUGUACAAGCGAUCCCACACAGGAGCUUAUUUGAGGUGCCUCGACGAAGAGGAGAGUAAACAAGCAAUCAAGGAGGUGCAUGAGGGGACCUGCGGAAUGCACGCGGGCGCCCGAAGUUUGGAAAAAACAUUGCUGCGACAGGGGAUGUACUGGCCAACGAUGAGGCGAGACACGAGAGCCCACGUGGGCGCCUGCCACCAGUGCCAGAUCCAUGCAAAUGACAUCCACAUUCCGGCAGCACCCAUGCAAGGCAAUGUAGGAGCCUGGCCAUUCGCCCAAUGGGGCAUGGACCUUUUGGGCCCUUUCCCAAAGGCGCCCGACCAAAUGAAAUACUUGAUAGUGGCAGUCGACUACUUCUCCAAGUGGAUAGAAGCGGAACCCUUGGCCACGGUCACAGAGGCCCAGGUGCGCAAGUUCACCAAGAAGAACAUAUUCACUCGAUUCGGCUUGCCUGAAUCCAUUGUCACAGAUCACGGGAAGCAGUUCGAUUGCAAAAAAUUCAUUGAGUUUUGUGACGACAAUGGGGUGGUGUUGCGUUUCUCUUCGGUCGCCUACCCCCAAGCAAAUGGUCAAGCUGAGGCAGCUAACAAGAGCAUUCUCCAUGGCUUGCACACGAGACUGACAGGCGCCAAGGGAAGAUGGGUGGAAGAACUGCCAAGUGUGCUGUGGGCGCAUCGUACCACCCACAAAACGGCCACAGGAGAAACACCCUUCGCCCUUACUUACGGAAGCGAUGCCGUCAUUCCGGUGGAACUCAACACACCAAGUUACCGCGUGGCCCAGUACGAUCCAAAUGGCAAUGACGAGGCACGCUCAAAUGACUUAGACAUGGUGGAUGAGGUGAGGGAAGUAGCGGCGAUCCGCCUAGAAAAAAUGAAGAGGCAGGUGGCUCGGUACUACAACAAAAAGAUGCGUGCCCAUGGGAUCACAGAAGGCGCCCUCGUCCUCAAACGAGACUUCCGCCCCGACGCCCGCGAGGGGAAGCUAGCACCGAAAUGGAAGGGACCAUACCGAGUUCGUGAAAUGGUGGGACCCAGUACAUUCAAGUUAGAACAUAUUGACGGCCGUGUGGUGAAAAGAACAUGGAAUGCGCAAAACCUGCGAUCUUACUUGGCGGGCGCAACAUCUGAAGACGACGCCUCGAUUUAAGAAAGGCGAAAGACAGAAAGUGUUGUUUUGUGACAAGUGCGUAGGUAUGUUGGUAUUAUGAUCAAAAGCGCCCGAAAAAACAGCGCCGUAUUAUUACUAAAAGCGCCCUUUCUAUAGCGCCCUAAUUUUGCUGUGAUCAGUUUAAGAAAUUUCGUGUGAACACAAAAGCGACCCAAAAUAGCGCCCCAAAUAGCGCCCGGCAACACUGAGUAUAGUAAAGCGCCACAUUCCGC